Messenger RNA from Drosophila montana, 981 nucleotides. RefSeq lists its product as uncharacterized. The transcript has a single exon. The record is from RefSeq and is a predicted model, not a curated record. The coding region runs from base 1 to 981 and encodes 326 amino acids. Lineage: Eukaryota; Metazoa; Arthropoda; Insecta; Diptera; Drosophilidae.
AUGUUACGAUAUUGUUUUUUAUUGCUGUUGCUCUGUGCUGUGGCACAGCAAACGCAGGCGCUGAAGGUUUUCGCCCGAGCUGCUUUGCCCAUUUCGGCGGAGGAGGUUGACGACGAGGAGCCGUCGCCGGAGGCACGCGUCUUUUCGAUAAUCAGAGAUUCGGAUAGAGAACAGCCACCGCGAUAUCCCAACUAUCAUGACGAUAGGCCAAUUAUUAUACAGUCGCCGCCGCCGGCGCCGCCGCCGCAACAGCCGUCGUAUCCACCACCACCAUCGUAUCCGCCGCCGCCGCAAUAUCCAUCGCAUUCGCCGCAUCCGUAUCCGCAACCCUAUCCACAGCCCUAUCCGCAGCCAUAUCCGUUCCCAGUGCCCGUGCAUCAUCCGCCUCCACCACCGCCGACAAUCAUUAAGCCCAUCAUUAGGCCGCACUAUCCACGAGCACGUCCACGUCCACAUCAUCACUAUGGACCCGGUUUUGGGGGCUACAGUUUUCCACCAUUCAUCAACAUCACCUACUCGCCGGUGUUGUCCUCAGGCAUAACAUCAACCUCAACCGGAGACGCCUCGGACGGCACACGCUCUGGCCUAGACCAACAGCAGUUGAAUUAUUUGGCCCAACUGUCCCAGCAGCUGCUGGCCCAAUCCAUUGGCUCGCAGCCCCAGCUGCUGCAGUACCCCAGCCAAGUGGCAGCAGUGGCGCCCAAUAAUCUAAUCUAUCAGCAGCAGCCACAGCAAUACUAUGCACCGCCCACGAACCAACUGUUUGCCAUCAAUCUGGACGAGACGCAAGAGGAACUGGACGAGGUGGAGCCUACCCGGCCGAAGAACAAGCCCAAGAGACAGCAGUACGCAGUGCGUCGCUCACAGAAAUCAAAGAAGAAGCACAAGAAGAACAGAAAUCAUACAAAGCUGGUCUAUUUGGCCCUCGAACCGGAAGCCGAGGCCCAAGCUCAGUCCACGGUAAUGCAGGAGGUCGCCUAG